This is a messenger RNA of Haemonchus placei, 840 nucleotides long. The record is from the annotation of a GenBank genome assembly. NCBI's taxonomy places the organism in Eukaryota, Metazoa, Nematoda, Chromadorea, Rhabditida, Trichostrongylidae.
GAUGUCGGCUACCUCUACCUUUCUGGCCCUCAACUCAAUAAUUCAAGAAGGCGCUGCCUCUAUCCCCCGCCCCCAACCAUGUUUCCACUCGUCUUCGAAAAGAGAUGUCUGCUACCGUACUGUAAGACUAGCUUUCAGCAUUGUGAUGUAAUUGGAGAUCUUUCAUCAUACACACCUACUUCAUUUGAUCUGCGAGAAAUCGUAUUCGUUGCACAAAUGCCACACAUGAGGGAGCGCAUUCAACUCGAAUAUUCACCUUGGUUCCAGUUUCUUCUUGGGCUUCUCCAAGUAGAAGUCGAGUACAGCGAUAAUUUCAAAUAUGUGGAUGGAGCUCUUCUAGAGUUGGAAAUACGAAUGGGAUAUCGCACAAAUACAGAUGCGGCAGAUGAGUGGCAUGAUUUGAUUACUACAAAUAUUACUCGAACCUUGGAGUGCAGUAUUCCUCCGGAUAAGAAGUCUAGCGGACACAUGUAUGACUGUGGGGUGAUUGAUCUCUUUGAAAUGGGAUCGAAUAACUAUCCAUUCUACCUGUUGAACGUCAGAAUUCCAAUCAAUCAAACAGCAUGCGCUGCGAACCCAAAGAGCCCAAACUGCCAAAUCGGAAAAAUUGCGAAUCUACGCGUAGUGACGAUCCAUCAGAAUGGCGGGUUCACCCUCAUCUGGCUAUGGUUGAAAACUCUUGUCUUUCCCAUUGUUACUGCUGCUAUUUGGUGGUACUGGAACAGGGUCGAUAAGCUGGCUCGCAAGCCUAUGUUACUUGAAAAGGCUAUCAUGGCGCUCGGAAUAAGUCUGGCUGUACUUGACUGUGAGUAUGAUUUCUUAUUUGCAGCUGACCACUGA